Messenger RNA from Striga hermonthica, 2145 nucleotides. The record is from the annotation of a GenBank genome assembly. Lineage: Eukaryota; Viridiplantae; Streptophyta; Magnoliopsida; Lamiales; Orobanchaceae.
AUGAUCGCUGACGGAGUUGAAGACGAAGAAAAAUGGCUCUCUGCCGGGAUCGCCGGCCUUCAGCAGAAUGCCUUUCACAUGCAUCGCGCCCUCGAUUCGAACAAUUUGAAGGAUGCACUGAAGUUUUCUUCCCAGAUGUUGUCGGAGCUCCGGACCUCGAGGCUCUCCCCUCACAAAUACUACGAACUUUAUAUGAGGGCGUUUGAUGAGCUGCGGAAAUUGGAAAUUUUCUUCAAGGAGGAGACUGGUCGUGGGUGCUCCAUUGUCGAACUUUAUGAGCUCGUGCAACACGCUGGCAAUAUUCUGCCGAGACUAUAUUUACUCUGUACUGUGGGUUGUGUCUACAUAAAAUCAAAAGAAGCCCCAGCAAAGGAUAUACUUAAAGAUCUUGUUGAAAUGUGUCGUGGCAUACAGCAUCCUCUGCGUGGCCUCUUUCUGAGGAGUUACCUCUCUCAAGUCAGUAGGGAUAAACUGCCUGACAUUGGUUCUGAGUAUGAAGGGGAUGCGGAUACUGUCAUGGAUGCUGUUGAGUUUGUACUCCAAAAUUUCACAGAAAUGAACGAACUUUGGGUUAGAAUGCAGCAUCAGGGACCUACUAGGGAAAAGGAGAAGAGAGAAAAAGAAAGGAGUGCACUACGCGAUCUUGUUGGUAAGAAUCUUCAUGUUCUCAGCCAGAUUGAGGGGGUUGACCUUGAAAUAUACAAAGAAAUAGUGCUUCCGAGAGUAUUGGAGCAAGAUGAGCUUGCCCAAUAUUACUUGAUGGAUUGCAUAAUUCAAGUCUUCCCUGAUGAAUACCAUUUGCAGACUCUUGAAACCUUAUUGAAUGUUUGCCCUCAACUUCAGCCUUCUGUUGAUGUGAAGACAGUGCUUGCUCGUCUGAUGGAAAGGCUCUCAAAUUAUGCUGCUUCUGGUGUAGAACAGCCUGGUUUUAUUAGGAGGAAUCGGACCACCGCCGCCGCCGCCGCCCUGAGCGUUGGGAGCCUGGUCAGGAGGAAUCGGUCCGCCGCCGCCGCCUGGCUGAGGAACAGGCGGAGCGGGAAGUGGAGGCAAGCCAGGAGGCGGCGGCGAUCAGAAUCCACCAGGCUCCUCUCAUUCCUCCCCACGCUCAGGGAGGCGGCAGCGGCGGUCCGAUUCCUCCUCACCAGCAGGGAGGCGGCGGCAGUCCGAUUCCUAACCAGCAGGCUCCUCUCAUUCCUCCCCACGCUCAGGGAAGCGGCGACAAUUCAUGUAGGCUCUCUCAUUCCUCCCCAUGCUCAGGGCGGCGGUGGUCCGAUUCCUCCUGACCAGGCUCCCCACGCUCAGGGAGGAGGCGGUGGUCCGAUUCCUCCUCAGCCGCAGGGAGGAGGCAGUGGUCACGUUGCGAAACUGGCUUUCCUGAGAGUAGUGGCUUGCAUUUAUACUGCUGAAAAGGUGGAUGCAUUGUUUGAAUUAAUAAAGGGGCUUGUAAAAGAAUCAGAUGAAGAUCUCCGUGAUGAGCUCGAUGAGGACUUUAAAGAAGAGAAAAAUUCUGUUGCGCGUCUUAUACAAAUGCUUCAAAGUGAUGAUCCAGAAGAGAUGUUGAAGCUGGUACGGCAACUGGAGGAUAAAAAUGAAGGUGUAUCUGGUGACGAGGCAUCAGCCACACCAAAGAAGAUCUUUCAGUUAGUGACCCUGACCAUUGAUACUUUGUCGAGUAUUCCAGUGCCUGAAUUGGCUCUAGGAUUGUACCUGCAGUGUGCCGAGGCUGCAAAUAACUUCGACCUAGAACCUGUAGCGUAUGAGUUCUUCACACAAGCUUAUAUCUUAUAUGAAGAAGAAAUUACGGAUUCGAAAGCUCAGGUGACCUCUUUACACCUAAUAAUAGGGACUCUUCAGAGGAUGCAUUAUUCUGCAAAGCUGUUGAAGAAGUCUGACCAAUGUAGAGCUGUUUAUGCAUGUUCUCAUAUGUUCUGGCUUGAUGAGCAUGACAGUAUCAGAGAUGGAGAGAGGGUCCUGCUCUGCUUGAAGCGUGCUCUGAGAAUCGCGAAUGCCGUUCAACAAAUGGCGAACGCAACCAGAGGCAGUGGAUCGGUCCUACUCCUUGUAGAGAUACUGAACAAGUAUCUUUACUUCUACGAGAAAGGGGUCCCAAAGAUCAGUGUGGAGUCAGAUCCGGAGCCUGAUUGA